ACUCUCUCGCUCCAGAGGCAGAUGAUGGAGAAUCUGAUAAUAGCCAAAGCCAGGCAAGAUGCACUUCAAAGAAAAAUGGAGGAAAGGAGACUCAGGCUGCAGGAAGAAGCUAACAGGAGGUUUGUGACCUGUGGGACCAUGACAGCUGAGGAACAAGAGCAGCGGGUUCUGUAUGCAAGUGUACUUGAAUAUGAGCAAGAUCAUGUAAGNNNAAAAAUUUGGAAAGCUAAUCUGAAAAAGAAUCCAAAUGAUCCAACGUUGGUUUCAGGUCUUAUCUCAUGUCUUCUCAGCUACCCAGAUCACCCAGUCAUGAAGUUGCUGAAGAGGCUUCAGUAUCGGGUGUAUAACAGACUGUAUCCUAUAGUGAGCCAGUGUGUUCCUCUGAGCACAGCGCCUGGUCACUCACUAGUACCCUUAAAGCCCUCCCGCAGUGCCCAAAGCCUGCUCCUGUCCGACAGUCCUAUCUCUCCACAGCAGCAGCAGAGCCCGCUCAAAUCUGCUAUGACACACAGUUUAUCUGAUGCCUCCAUCUCUUUUUCCCCAUCCCAAGACCUCAAUGCCAACAACACAAAGUCUGAGACCGACUCGGAUGAGUUCUCAACUCUGGUCUCUACAGAUAGGGAGAACUCUUUUGAGGAUCUAGAGAAGUUUCUUACUCAGCUGGACUGGGUUCCUUCUCACAGUGGUGAUGAUACAGACUCUGAUGUGACCUUCGAAACAACACACAUAGACCUAGAGUCUCAUGUUCAUCAUCUUGAGGAUCGUGCUUUGAAGGAACAUUUGAAGGCCAUCAUCAAAGACAUCCACAUUUCUAUUGGUAAAUAA
This is a messenger RNA of Sinocyclocheilus grahami, 825 nucleotides long. RefSeq names its product VPS9 domain-containing protein 1-like. The annotation marks the transcript as partial. Lineage: Eukaryota; Metazoa; Chordata; Actinopteri; Cypriniformes; Cyprinidae. Gene Ontology annotation, cellular component: cytosol; endocytic vesicle. The record is from RefSeq and is a predicted model, not a curated record. Gene Ontology annotation, biological process: vesicle-mediated transport. The transcript has 5 exons. Gene Ontology annotation, molecular function: small GTPase binding; guanyl-nucleotide exchange factor activity.